AUGCAGAGUCUCUUGGCUCUGCUGCUGGGGGCCCUGAGCUAUGUUGGUCCUAAGUCAUCAUAUGAGGUCACUCAGCCUCCUGAACUCUCAGGCCCUCUCCAUGACCCUGUCAACAUCACCUUUACAUUCUCCUUCCUCUGGAAGUUGAAGCAGAAGUCCAACACGAGGAUUUCCAGGACCCAGGAACAACUAUUUGAGCAAGUAAUCUACAACUCUAGCUUCGCACACCACCCACUUUUCUGGGGCCAGCUCUCCCUCACCUGGACGUCUGAAGAGCAGAAUGGCUUCCUUCUCAUCCAGGACCUGAGGAAGGAGGAUGAAUGUCAGUAUUAUUGCACAUUCUGGGUUUCCACAAAGCACCAUGGAGUUAAGAACGUAUCAAGCUUCUGUGGGACCAAAGUCAAGAUUACUGAGGUCCCCAAGUUUUUCUCCGACUCCCAGGCAAAUCUUGCUGUGAUCUUAUAUCUCUGCCUCAUCCAUAAAAUUGGAGUCUGUGUGAUUAUGGAAAUACUGGUGCUGCCUAAGGUCCUGGAUUAA
Messenger RNA from Phascolarctos cinereus (koala), 537 nucleotides. The record is from RefSeq and is a predicted model, not a curated record. NCBI's taxonomy places the organism in Eukaryota, Metazoa, Chordata, Mammalia, Diprotodontia, Phascolarctidae.